UGGAAAGUGGAGCUGGAAGGCAGUAAAGCAACGGAAAACACAUAUCAAACACACCGCGACCAGUUUCCAGCAGCUAUCUGGGAGGACAUACAUAACAAACAUAUUUCAACUGCUCUUCAGCUCAUUUAAAGAGAUGGGAAUAAUUGAUGAUGUUAAAGACACAGUGUCCAAGGCUGUGUUUACUCCUUCUACUCUGUUGUCCGGCCGUGGCGGGCUGCACAUGAGUCAGAUCAUCUUGUCUCUGGUCACCUUUGUCCUGGCUGUCUUCAGAGGAGGGAGCAGCCAUACCUACUGGAACUACGCUAUGUUCACCUGGGCCUUCUGCCCCAUCAUGACCCUCAUCAUCACCAUUAUUGAGAUGUUUAAGCUCGAUAUCAUACUCAAUAUGUUUUGCAUGGACUGGUCUGACUUCACCACAGGGAUGGCCAUGUCCUCUAUGCUCAUGACCAUCUCUGUCGCUAUUACCUAUGCCAACUUCUAUGCCUGCCUGAAAUGCCUGUACGGCUGGAUAGUGAGUAUAUUUGCUUUCUUGUGUGGCAUGGUCUACACACUUGAAGUGGUGAAGGACAAAAUCCUGGACAAGAAGAAGGGGAGCUACCUGGCUGCUCUGCCUGGAUUCUUGAAGGUUAUGGAGGCCUUCGUGAGCUGCAUCAUUUUUAUAUCACUGACUGGUUACAGAGACAAGCCAGCUCUGAUCUUGUGCAUUAUAGCAUAUGCCAUUCCUUUCCCCAUCCUCCCUGUAAUCAUAGCCACCAACAUCCUCAAGAAACUGAAGACGUGUUUGCCCUUUAACCUGGACAGGUUUGUGUUUAUAUUUCUGGUGAUCUCUGUUGUGCUGUAUAUAUUUGCUGCUAUUAUGUGGCCAAUUUUUAUGUUCAGAAACAACCCUCGACCCAGUGACUGUCCACCCAGCUUCUGUAUCUGGGCCAUACAGUUUAUGGUUGCAUUUAUGACCUAUGUGAAUCUCAUUCUUUUCACACUGGACCUCAUUUUUACUCUGUUUGGUAUCUGUGGCUUUAAACGCACAUAAAUGUAGUGGUGACUUUCCUAUCAUCUUUUUUAAAACCUCCAAACUUUAACUGCACCUUUAAGCAACUACUUGUACUUCAGGUCACACAGAUUCAAAAACUGUAAGCUCAACGCUCAACAUGUCUUUACAUAGCAUUAAAAUAAAAUGUGUAUAUGUGAGUUCAGUUUUUUAGCUAAUUAGAGGUUUCUAGUAAAAUAAUGCUUUUAAAGCCUGGUCUCAAGUCAGUUAACAGUGCCAUUUCUGCCCUGAAGUCACAUGUUCACAUUUUCCACAUUUGGGCCCAUGUAGUAGAUUGUACACACUCUCACUUGGAACAAAAACAACAGUGUAGCUGGAAACCAAUCAUGGAUUGGGGCUUUAAACAUCCAUUUUCUGAUCACAACCUACACUAUGUUGUCAAAUAGGCUCAAGAUCAGACCGAACACAGAACACUAAAAUGGCCAAAUCACAGUCAUAGUGAUACUGAGAAAAUAAAAGCAUUCUUAUAUGUAUUCUGCAUAUCAUUUUGGCAUUUUUUUUUUGUCUGUUGAGUAUUGUAAUGUCCAGUUUAUUAACGUUUUAAUGUAAAUUUAAUGUAUGAUGUAUAAUUAACCCUGAAAUUACAAUUCAGCUCUAUGCAUAUUUUUUCACUGCCCAUUUUCAUAUUUCCUGCUGUGAUAUAAAAUAUGAACUGUGUAUGCCACUGCCAACGAAUUUAUGUAAGAUGUGUUGCAUUAUGUCUGUUUGAAAAUGAGCUUACACAUGAAUGAACACACCUGUGUUUUCUGGGAUCUGUCAGCCACAGACAGAUGAAGGCCAGAAUACCGAAAAGUGAUUGGUGUGCAAUGGGAAUAAAGUGACGCUCUGACAAAGACAAA
This is a messenger RNA of Siniperca chuatsi (mandarin fish), 1887 nucleotides long. RefSeq names its product myeloid-associated differentiation marker-like protein 2. Gene Ontology annotation, cellular component: membrane. Lineage: Eukaryota; Metazoa; Chordata; Actinopteri; Centrarchiformes; Sinipercidae. The coding region runs from base 134 to 1030 and encodes 298 amino acids. The record is from RefSeq and is a predicted model, not a curated record. The transcript has a single exon.